This is a messenger RNA of Colletotrichum fioriniae, 1317 nucleotides long. RefSeq names its product Leucyl aminopeptidase yscIV. Gene Ontology annotation, biological process: proteolysis. The record is from RefSeq and is a predicted model, not a curated record. Gene Ontology annotation, molecular function: peptidase activity. NCBI's taxonomy places the organism in Eukaryota, Fungi, Ascomycota, Sordariomycetes, Glomerellales, Glomerellaceae.
AUGCGGAAACAGAUGAGCGAAUGGGUUGCAACCAAGCUAAAGGCCGUUGGUGUUGAUGUGACACUCAAAGACCUGGGCAAGCAGGAAGGCACAGACCUCGACCUUCCUCCUCUGGUAUUGGGACGCUAUGGCAGCGACCCCGACAAGCCAACAGUGCUUGUAUACAGCCAUUACGAUGUUCAGCCUGCGUCUAUCGAGGAUGGAUGGAAGCACGAGCCCUUUGUGAUGACGGUCGAAGAAGACGGCAAGAUUUGCGGCAGAGGCACCUCAGACGACAAGGGCCCUCUCAUUGGCUGGAUCAACAUGAUAGAAGCUUUCCAGAAGGUUGACGUAGACGUACCGGCCAACUUGGUCUUCUGCUUUGAGGGUAUGGAAGAAACCGCAUCGUUUGGCCUUCGGCAGGGCCUAGAAGAUGAGGCAGACAAGUAUUUCAAGGACGUCGAUGUGGUCUGCAUCACGGAUGUUGUUUGGGUGAGUGAUGAGCAGAUUAGCGUCCCUCAAGGACUCAGAGGCAUUAUCUUCUACCUUGUUACCAUCACUGGUGCCAAAGUGGAUGCCCACAGUGGUGGAUUCGGCGGUCAGAUUUCGGAGCCAAUGACCGAUAUGGUCAACAUCAUGUCAUCUUUGGUGGAUUCGAAUGGCAAGAUUCUGGUACCUGGAAUCUACGACAAUGUUCAAGCUGUCACGAAGGAGGGGUAUGAAAGCUACCAAAAGUUGAACAUCUCGGAGGACUCUUUGUACGGUGGCACCGGGGGCCGAAGCCUUCAUGACAAUCAGGCUGACGCCCUGGUCGCUCGCUGGAAGAAACCAUCUCUUAGUCUGCACAGGAUAGAGAAUGCCCUGCCUGGAGCCGGAGCCGUCACAUCUAUACCUGCUAAGCUCGUUGGAAAGUUCAGCAUCCGUACUGUGCCCUUCAUGAAGUGGGAGGACAUUGACCAGCGGGUGCGAAAACACAUCAAGGACCGUUUCGAGAGUCUAGGAAGCAAGAACGACAUCGAAAUUGAGUGCCAUCCGAAUGAUUGGUUUUACGAGGAGGCGAGUCACUGGAAUUAUAAAGCCGCGAUUCAGGCAACACGGGACGUGUGGGGCGUUGACCCUGCUUUGACCUGUGAAGGUGGAAGCAUUCCCAUCGCCUUGGAUUUCAAAAAGACCUUGAAAAAGAACGUGCUCCUUAUGCCUGUUGGCCGGCCUACCGAUGGACAACAUUCCACUAACGAGAAGCUGGAUAAGAGCAACUACAUCAACGCCAUCAAGCUCUACGGAGCUUAUCUGAAAGAGGUCACGAACUUCUGGCGUCAAAGCAAACAAAAUGUGUAA